Molecule: messenger RNA, 5081 nt
Organism: Porites evermanni
Lineage: Eukaryota; Metazoa; Cnidaria; Anthozoa; Scleractinia; Poritidae
Source: the annotation of a GenBank genome assembly
AUGGCAUCACCUUUACAGAAAGCUCAAACGCAUGAUGACCGAGUGCAUGGAUCUCGCAAAGUGAAAGUCACUAUUUUGGCAUCUGAAUGGGGACCAAGUAACAGGGGGCUUUCUACCAUUAACAGAGAAUUAGCCAUUCAGUUAGCCAAGUUCCCUGAAUUGGAAAUAACUUUCUUUUUACCAAAAUGCAGUCAAGAGGACAAAAACGUAGCCCUUGACCACAAAGUAAAGAUCGUAGAGGCAACGCCACUUCCUUGUUUUGAACAGCUUGAUUGGCUUUGCUUUCCACCAGACGAUUUGGAAAUCGACAUAGUUGUUGGUCAUGGAGUUAAACUUGGUAAACAAGCGCAGAUCAUUAAGAAAUAUAAAACGUGCAAAUGGGUUCAAGUGGUGCACACAGACCCUGAGGAACGUGGGAUGUUUAAAAGCUCUUCCUGCCCAAUUUCAAAGGGUGAAGAAAAGCACAAGAACGAAGUAGGACUGUGUGAAAUGGCUGAUCAUGUUGUAGGAGUUGGACCCAAGUUGAGCGAGGCCUUUCGCUCAUAUCUUUCUGGUUGUAAUAAAGAUGGUAAUGUAUUUGAACUCACUCCUGGAGUAUUUGAAGAGUUUGAGACUGUAAAGCAAGUCAGCCGAAGCGAUAGGCAACAACGCAGAGUCUUGGUGUUUGGUCGUGGAGCCGUAGAAGAUUUUGAAUUAGAGGGAUUUGACAUCGCUGGGAAAGCGAUUGCUGCAUUACAAGAUACCCGUCUUGUUUUUGUUGGGGCACGGGAUGGAAAACGCGAAGAAAUUGCGAAUCGGUUAAUGGAGUAUGGUGUUCCUGCAAGUCGAUUGAACGUAAAAGGAUUUGAUCGAGACCGAGAGAGUUUCAAGCGCUUAUUGCAACAAGCGGAUCUUGCAGUCAUGCCUUCAAGAACAGAGGGAUUUGGUUUAACAGGACUCGAGGCAAUGUCGGCUGGUCUCCCUGUGCUUGUCAGUCGCAACUCUGGCUUUGGAGAAGCACUACGCAGUGCAGCUUUUGGUUCAGCAUUUGUGAUUGAGUCAGAGGACCCCACAGUGUGGACCGCAGCCAUUGAAAAGAUCUUGAACAAGGACAGGGAAUGUCGACUUGAGGAAGCGGUGAACUUGCGUGAUUCCUAUGGCAGGAAAUACAACUGGGCCAAACACAUAAAGGAGUUAGUUGAGAAGAUGAUCAGCCUGACUCACGGUGGGAAUGUCAUCUAUAUUUUCUUCAGUGGCACAUUAUAGUGCCGUAGCAUGGGGAGGCGGGGGGGGGGGGGCAAUAAUUUUGACAGGCAUGUUUAAUUUGGUGAGCAGCCACGCUCUUCACGCUGCUCUUUGAGUCUUCUUUGGUUCAAUGUGUUUAUUUCGGUUCGAUAAAGCCGUUAGCGUGAAAGUUAUUUAUUUAUGGCUUCAACGGUUAAAAAUUGCUUGAAACUAUAUUUCAAAAUCUUCCGGGGGAGCAUGCCCCAGGACCCCCCUAGCAACUAUAAAAGCCUUCGGCACUCGUGAUUGCCCCCACCCCCCCACCCAAAAAAAAAAAAACCAAAACAUCACCACCUCGACCAGAAAAUAAACACCCAAAACGCUGAUAACAUGGUUUGUGCGAAGUUUUUUUUUAUAUGCACCAGGCAGCAAAAAAUAGUUACGAAAAACAUUUAAAAAUCUCCGGGGGAGCGCGCCCCCGGCCCCCCCCCACAACAAAAAAAACCCUCGCCCUCCGCUGUUGUCCCCCCCCCCCCCCCAAAAAAAAAAAAAAAUCUAACCUUGCUACGGCACUGCAUUAUCAGGUAACGAUAGAGAGAGAAAUGAAAAGAAACAAAUAAAGGAUCGCUUACAACGAAGUUUUGCCCUGAAGUCUUGAUAAAAAUGUUUGCGGAUACCUAUCUGAGCCUUACGCUCAAAACAUCAAAACUGUAACGUUUGUAACUUCUUCAGGUACAUUGUUUUCAGCAGAAUGGUCUGUGGAGUAUGGUGUUUGAUCCCCGUCAAAAAUCAACUUUGGUACUCAACAUUCAACUUGAGCGGCUAACAAUGCGAAAUCUUGACCUCGUUGUGCGGACAGCGUAAAAUUUCCGCCAAAAUGUACCCAUCGCGUCUGAUACGAGUUCAAUAUCUUUUCAACAUCUGACUACAAAAAAAGAUGAUCAGAUUUAUAUAUAACGCCGAGCACUGAAUACUGAAAUUGCAAAGUUGGUUUUUGGUUUCUCAAGUUGAAUGUUGGUUGCACAACUUACAUGUUGUGUAGCCUGCGUAGCAAGCGUUUCCGUGCGGUUUAGGAGCAAAGAACGAGGAACGAGAGUCAAAGACCGUGCGAAAAAUGGUGCAAGUUAAAGAGCCACUUUCAUUUUUUGGCUCUUGUUUCAUUUCUCGCGCGACCAAAACCGAGAACCCCGUUCCUCGGUCUUUCUUUGUUCCGAAACCAAACGGAAACGCUUGCUACGCAGGCUAGAUGUUGUGUAUUUUAGAAUAAUGCUGCGCGCUCAAUUUUCAAGAAUGCGUGAUCAUGUUAAAUGUUGAGAGUUUAAGUUGAAUUAUUAACUUUGAAUGUUGAAACGUGAAGUUGAAAGUUGGGUGCUACAACUUAAUGUUAGCCGCUCAAUUUGAAUGUUGAGUACUACGGAGAGCGGUCGUCAGACCUUUCGGUCAUAGUCUUUAUCUUUAGCACUUCACAUUUAUGUUUAUCGUUAUACACACAUAAUCCCUGCAAUAGCAUGUUUUCUCCAUUUUGUUGCAACAGAAGAUUCUCCAAAGGCCCGGAGCUCCUUCGAAACAAAGUGCAACGCUUUUCUGAGGAUGGAAAGCAUGACUGACGACCAUGAAGGUACCUUCGUAGACAGCACGCGUAGAAAUCAUUUCUGUCUAUUUUUAACCAAGUGUGAGAAGCGCGAGAGCGAGCAAAAAAUAGAGACAGGGGGAGAGAGAGAAAACGCCGGCCGCUGAGCUUCUAUCCUAGGAAUACACAACCUAAUAUAAUCUCAAUUGAACAAGUGUCUGAAGUCCAAUUAUGUUGUUUGCAAAGCAAAAUUUGGUAGAAUCGAGUCACUUUAAAGUUGCAAACACUUUUCACGCACUUCAAUAGGUCUGGGUUUUUCCUGAUAUUUCAAUGUCACAUAGUAGCCUGUCAUCACUCUACAAUGACUUACAGCACAAGCGAAGAAUAUGAGGAUGAUUAUACCUAGAAAAGUGCUUUUAUUUUACCAAAUGAGCUCGCUGACAGAGAACGUACAUGUACGAGAGAAUCGUGAGAAACAUUUCACUGAUCUUUAACGAAUUUAGAGUUGCUCUGUUGUGAUUUCUGUGCAAUUAUUAUGGCCAACAAGGAAGGAAUGGGCACACCUGGAAUUCAAAGAGAUUAUAAUUGUAACCAAAGCUUAUUUUUGCAGAGCCUUCUAUAGAAAUUGAAAACAACCAAAGAACAAACUCUUAUCACGACGAGCAGCUUGUUUCAGAAACGUCCCUUCCGCGUAGUUCUGACUGUGUAACGAAAGCUGAUGCUGCAUCAGGAAAUCCAACUAAAAUAUCCACGAAUACAGACUCUCAGUCUCAAAAUAGCCGUAAGCGUAAAAUGUCAGAAUUCGCUUGUAAUCCAGGUACGCAAAAACAUGACUUGUUUUUCUUGCUAUUACUCAUCAGUACACUACUGUUUUUGAAGGGGGAAGUGAUUGUUAGAUUAUUCAAAGGUACUUUUUCCUACAGGACUUGUUACAGUUUAUGCUCGUACUAUAGAAGUGUAUUAUUGAUGAUAAUAAACUAUAGUGCCGGUAUCAAUAGUCGCAUGAUACUCGCCAUUUUCUUCAGCGGUUAUAAAAAAUUAUUUUGAAUAAAUAAUAAAUAAAUAAAUUUAUAAAUAUGCAAAAAAAUAUAAAUAUAUCAAACACUAAAAUUAUAAAAAUUACUUUGGUUACUUUAACUGUGCAAACUGAAUAAAACCUACCAAAAACGAGUAAUGAAAUUGCAUCUUAUUACGUGUAAGGGCUUUCUGGAAUGAAUUGUCUUGAGUGCCUUCUUAAAAAAUGACAACUGAGGGGCUUCUCCGUAUCGCGAAAAAAACCAAAUGCCAAAGUUUGGGAGCAGCAACAGCAAAAAAGCGAUCUCCUAAUGUGGUUGAAGUCCUGUCUCCAUUAUCCCAUUUAAAAUAUCUUAGUGACAAAUAUUUUCAAAAACAUGUGCGAACAGGUUGUGUUAUUUUGCAAAUUGUAUCUUACAUCGAAUUGCUAUAAACGUUAACAUUCUAUUGACAUUCAAGUAUGCAGCUAAUAAAUUGUGAAUCUGUGAUAACACCCUAACUAAGUUGCCUUGUGGCGGCUCUUUGUGGGUGAGGUUUUUAAACCUCUUUGGCUAUGGUUGAGUCGCCUGAGUAGACAUUCAGUAAUGAUGAGUACCCUGACGAGAGCCGUCUCUUAAAUUCAGGUACUUCAAGUGAGGAGAGCGGAACCCUUUUUUAAAAAAGCAUGUGUCCUCCAUGAUAGCUAGGCAUGAAGGUGCAUCUUCCCUGAGGAGGGAACCUCUCACGUAACAGUAAAGAUUAUAUUAACAACGUAAAUUUGUGUAAGUAGGUAAAUAAAUAAGUGUUAAGUUAUUGUGCAUACUAAAUGUUUUGCUAUAGUUUUAAAAACAUGUAACUUUCCUCUUAUUGAUUUUCAGACUCUGUUGUUAUUACUGCCUUGAUCGAAGUUCUAAUUUCUUGGAAUACCCACGAUUUAACUGUUGCACAACAAAGAAUAUUAAAAGAGGAAUUAGAACAGUCGGUUCAUAAGUAUCGAAGACACCAAGAUCUUUCGUCAUCGCCAGUUGAUAGUAGUGUAGCCCGGCUUACUGAGUAUAUCGAAAAGGCUUAUGAAGUGGCCGUAAUGAUGGUAAAAUCAGGAUCUUUGAUAAUAACUGUGCAGUGCCUCACUCUGAAGAGUCUUGAAAGUCUGUGGAAUGAUAGCUGUUCUGGUUACCUUAAUGACAUCGUUGAAAGGUUCCUAGUGACUGAUGAACUCAAGAGAAAGCUCGGGAUGGGCAAUGUCAGGUUGAAGACAACUAUAGAAGAAGAAAACUACUUGAUUUGUAAGAAAUCUUUCUUUGAAAACUCAGGU